AUGUGUAUUGCGUUUCAAUCAUCAACGUCAUUCUCUUUGUUAAUUGAUUCAUAUCAUUAUUUAAUUAGUUAUCAAAGUUCAAACGAACACAAAUUAACUAUGAAUAAACAACAACAACCACAACAGCAGCAGCAGCAGGAAACAAAUUCAUGUAAAACUGAAGAACUAAUAUUAUGUGAUUCGUUUAUUGAAAAAUUGAAAUCGUUUAUACAAUGGUUUUAUACAUAUGUAUGGGCAAUUUAUUUUCUUCUUGUUGUUAUACUUGUUUAUCUAAUGAGAGGACCUUUAAAAAUUACACAAUCAUUUACAACAGCUACUAUGUUUUUUAAUACGUUAACUCCAAAAUUUUAUGUUGCAUUAACUGGCACAUCGUCAUUAAUUUCUGGCCUUAUUUUGAUAUUUGAGUGGUGGUAUUUUAAAAAGUAUGGCACAUCGUUUAUUGAACAAGUAUCUAUAAAUCAUUUAACUCCAAUUUUGAAUCCAAGUGAAACUAAUACAGAACAUGAUACAAGUAAUAUACCCGUAACUGGUACAAAUGAAUGUAAAGUAUGGAAAAAUCCUAUGUCACUCUUUCGUGGUUCAGAAUAUCAACGUCUACUAACAACGAAUGGAAAAGAACCAUUAACAUUUCACGAUAUGAAUUUAUCAGCACAAGAACAUCAGACAUUUUUCUCAUGUGAAGCAGAUGAAGGAAAACAAGAAUAUGAACUUAUGCAAAGAGCGUGGAGAGAACGAACACCAGCUACUAGAAUACAAUUAGCACACGAUGCAUUAGAAAAAAAUCUAGAAUGUACACCAGCUUUAAUACUACUCGCAGAGGAAGAAGCUACAACAAUUAUUGAAGUUGAACGUUUACUACGACAAGCAUUAAAAUGUGCAGAAAAUGCAUAUAGAAAAAGUCAACAACUAUUAGAACAGGGACAUAAUCAAGAAAUUAUACAUAAACGAAAUACAAAUAUUUUAAUUUAUGUUAAACGUCGUCUUGGAAUGUGUGCACGAAAAUUAGGAAAAUCAAGAGAAGCAAUAAAAAUUUUUAGAGAUUUAGUAAAAGAAUUUCCAAUGAUGAGUGUAUUUAAUAUUCAUGAAAAUUUAAUUGAAGUAUUACUUAUGAUGCAAUCAUAUGCCGAUGUACAAGCAGUAUUAGCUAAAUAUGAUGAUAUUAGUCUACCAAAAUCAGCCACAAUAUGUUAUACGGCUGCUUUAUUGAAAGCGAGAGCCGUUGCGAGCACAUUUUCUCCUGAUAUAGCCAGUAAACGUGGUCUAAGUACGGCAGAAAUGUCAGCAGUCGAAGCCAUUCAUAGAGCAGUUGAAUUUAAUCCACAUGUACCAAAAUAUCUAUUAGAAAUGAAAAGUCUAAUAUUACCACCUGAACAUAUUCUUAAACGUGGUGAUAGUGAAGCAAUAGCGUACGCCUUCUUUCAUUUACCACAUUGGAGAAGAGUCGAUGGAGCAUUAAAUUUACUUCAUUGUACUUGGGAAGGAACAUUCCGAAUGAUCCCAUAUCCAUUAGAAAAAGGACACCUAUUUCAUCCGUAUCCAACAUGUACAGAGGCAGCAGAUAGAGAAUUACUACCAACAUUUCAUGAUGUUUCCGUAUUUCCUAAAAAAGAAUUACCAUUUUUUAUAUUAUUCACAGCUGGUCUUUGUUCCGGUACAGCUAUGUUAGCUUUGUUAACUCAUCAAUAUCCAGAAGUGGCUGCUUACGUGGCUAAAUUAUUUAUACAAUGGAAAGUAACUAUUCGAAAUGAAGCAAUUACUGUUCCAAACGAGUUUGUUGUAUCAACAAAUACAACUGGAAAAAAGAUCAAAGGUUACCAGUUGUUGAAAAGUUUAAAUGAAAAUAAAAAUAUCAAUGAACUAAAACGACAACUAUCAAAAAUAACAAAACAUCAAGCAGUUCUAAAAGAGCCUGUACCAAAAAUACAGGCAGAAAAAGCAGAACGUGUAGCAGCAUAUGAACAAGAAUCAAAAUCUAUGAAAAAAUGGGAUCCAAUAGUAGAAAAAUACCGAACAGUAUGUAUGAAGCAAUUGAUUAUUGUCGGUAAAAGAAAACAAAUGAUCUCGAAUGUUUUUUGAAUAACGUUUAAUAGGAAAAAGAUAGAGACUUACGGUUCUCACCAAUCGAAAGUGACUGCAUCUUUCCACGAAAUGCAAGAUGUCUUGAAUAUAUUUUUCCAAACUAGGUUUUCUAGAGGAUCUUUGAGAAACUAGAUCAUAGCUCAGAAACUUGAGAUAUACAUAUUUCGGUUUUUUCAUGAAUGAAUAGCCCAAAGUAUUGUCUUCAAGUCAGACUAGACUCUUAUCUUCGAUCGUUUAGAUCUGGCAUCGGAUUUCUGGGGAGCCACAUGAUUGAUAUUAUUUUAUUAUUGAAUAGGCUGAGGCGCGUGACAAUGCUUAUGUUCCGAAGAAAAUUAAAAACAACUUUUUUCCCCCAGAAGGAUUUCUAGAAAAACCUUUCAAAACUUAGAUGCUUUGUAUUGGCUUUGAAAACUUUUGUAGAAAUCUAGGUCAUUGCGUAGAUACAAUAGAGUUUAUCUUCAUGUUCUGGAGUAGUUUGGAUCGGUUUUGAGUGAGUUAUAAAUUUUUGAAUUUCUCGCCCAUACAGCCAAAACGGGAUUAUUGCACCUAGUAUAAGUAAUUAUUCAGUUUUUUAAUUUUCUUCGGAACAUAAGCAUUGUCACGCGCCUCAGCCUAUUCAAUAAUAAAAUAAUAUCAAUCAUGUGGCUCCCCAGAAAUCCG
Didymodactylos carnosus is the source of this 2739-nucleotide messenger RNA. Lineage: Eukaryota; Metazoa; Rotifera; Eurotatoria; Philodinida; Philodinidae. The record is from the annotation of a GenBank genome assembly.